Messenger RNA from Argentina anserina (silverweed cinquefoil), 1142 nucleotides. RefSeq lists its product as uncharacterized. The record is from RefSeq and is a predicted model, not a curated record. The transcript is spliced from 3 exons. Lineage: Eukaryota; Viridiplantae; Streptophyta; Magnoliopsida; Rosales; Rosaceae. Bases 1 to 1116 code for a protein of 371 amino acids.
AUGGCUCCUUUCUCUAUCCUUCUUUGCUUUGUGGCCACUAUCGCUAUCACCGGUGCUAAUGCUUCUGCAGCUGCUACUCGACGUCGUCUUGAUGCGGAACUACCAAAUGGACACUUCGAAUUAUCGCCCAGUUCCUCCAACCUAAACAAAACAGUCAUCAUCGGCAGAUACUCACUCCCAAAGUGGGAGAUCGACGGACUGGUGGAGUACAUCUCAGGCGGGCCUCAGCCAGGUAGCUUCUACUUUCACGUCGCGCGCGGAGUCCAUGCCAUAAGGCUUGGCAAUGAGGCCUCCAUUUCUCAGAACGUCAAUGUCAACCCUGGCUCAUUUUACUCCCUCACAUUUAGCACUACAAGGACUUGUGCUCAAGAUGAAGCGCUCAAUAUCUCAGUACCGGGUCAGUCUACAGAGCUUCCCAUUCAGACAUUGUACAGCAGCAAUGGGGGUGACACUUAUGCAUGGGCCUUUAAGGCAACUUCCAAGGUUGUUAAGGUUACGUUUCACAACCCCGGGAUUCAAGAGGAGCCAACUUGCGGUCCUCUGUUAGAUGCUAUCGCAAUCAAGGAAAUGGUGCUUCCUCAGAAGUAUAUAAGAGGUAAUCUAGUAAAGAAUGGUGGCUUUGAAAACGGUCCUCAUGUGUUUAAGAGAUUCUCAACUGGAGUCCUCCUCCCUCCACAGUUACUGGACAAAAUCUCACCGCUACCCGGAUGGAUCAUCGAAUCCCUAAAACCUGUGAAGUACGUCGACAGGAAACACUUCUCAGUUCCUGGCGGAUCCGCAGCAAUUGAAUUGGUUGCAGGAAGAGAGAGUGCCAUUGCUCAAAUUAUUAGAACGCUUCCAAACAAAUUUUACAACCUUACAUUCACAAUUGGAGAUGCCAAGAAUGCUUGUCAAGGAUCGAUGAUAGUUGAAGCCUUUGCUGGUAAGGAAACCCUAAAAGCUCGUUAUGUGUCUAAAGGCAAGGGUGGAUUUAGAACUGUGAGCUUCAAGUUCCAAGCAAUUUCCUCCAGAACUAGAAUAACAUUUUACAGUGCACAUUAUCACACGAAGCUUCAUGAUUAUGGUCAUAUGUGCGGCCCUGUCUUAGACAAUGUCAUUGUUUUUCCAAGUCACUAAAGAAUAUCUUUUAUUGUUCGGAGUUG